CAGAACCUGAGAGAUUCGAGGAGCUAACGUAUUCACGAGACUACCUCCCAACAAAGACAAGUCCUUCAAAAUUGUUUCGAACAAAAGUGUUUUGAAUAAAGACCCACAUGUUUUCGAACAUGUGUGUAUGGCCUUACAAAACCCAUCAAGUACUCUUUUUAAUUUGUGCCUUCUCUUUCUCUUCCCAAUUUCAUGACUUGAGUCCCUACCUAUUUGUCUCUCACUACCCCACACGUGUCACUUUCAGUCACUUCCAUUUAUAAUUGCAUCUCUCUCUCUCUCUCUCUCACUCACACACUCAAAACCUAUUCGUAUUCUUUACUAGCUUUCUUCUAAGUCUUCACUCUUUUAUCAUACCUUGUUUAGAUUCUGAUUGUUCACGUGUCUCUGUCUUGUCUUGUCCCUAAUCCUUAAACAUUUCACUUAACCUCGUUGAAAGCUUAAACCUUUUCUUAAGUUUCUCUUUUAGUGGUGUUUGCUCAUCGAUGAUCAUCUAAUGUCACUUUUAUGCUCUUUCCUCUCAAAGAUUCUAAUUAACGUCACUUUUAUGAAUUCUCAGUAUAAUAUCACCAAGAAACACACACACUCUCUCUUUCCUCUCUCUUACAGCAAAUUCUAUGACGAUGAAGAGAGCUUUACCAUCUCCUUCCUCACUGCUCUUCUUUCUCCUGAUAACACCACUCUUUCUCUGUCAAGAAAACAGAGUCUCUGCCUCAAUGCCUCCAUCUGAGUCAGAAACUCUCUUCAAGAUCAUGGAAUCAAUGUCUUCUGAUCAACAAUGGCGUCAAUCCCACCCAAACCCUUGUGCACCUGGCUCAUCUUGGCCAGGCAUUGAGUGCAAAACCGGUCCAGACCACUUAUCUCACGUCUCUCGGCUCGAUUUUGGCUCUGCUCCAAACCCUUCUUGUAAAUCCUCUGCUUCUUUCCCUUCUUCAAUCUUCUCUCUGCCUUUUCUCCAAUCAGUCUUCUUCUUCAACUGCUUCACUCACUUCCCAACCACAAUCAUCUUCCCCAUUAAGCUCCUCCCAAACUCUUCUCUUCAACAGCUUAGCCUCAGAUCAAACCCUUCUCUCUCAGGUCAAAUCCCUCCUCGCAUUUCUUCUCUCAAAUCAUUACAGAUACUCACUCUCUCACAAAACCGGUUAACCGGAGAUAUCCCUCCGGCGAUUUUCUCACUGAAAAGCCUCGUACACCUCGAUCUCAGCUACAACAAGCUCACAGGUAAAAUCCCUGUGCAACUGGGGAAUCUCAAUAACCUCGUUGGCUUAGAUUUAAGCUACAAUUCGUUAACCGGUACAAUCCCUCCAACGAUCUCGCAACUGGGUAUGCUUCAGAAACUCGACCUCAGCUCAAAUUCUCUCUUAGGAAGAAUCCCAGAAGGUGUUGAAAAGCUUCGUUCUUUAUCUUUCAUGGCGUUAAGCAACAACAAACUAAAAGGAGCUUUUCCAAAAGGAAUCUCGAAACUUCAGAGUUUGCAGUACUUCAUAAUGGAUAAUAACCCAAUGUUCGUUGCUCUCCCUGUUGAAUUAGGGUUCCUACCUAAACUUCAAGAGCUCCAGCUCGAGAAUUCAGGAUAUUCCGGCGUAAUCCCGGAGAGUUACACCAAAUUGAUGAACCUUAGCUCGUUGUCUCUGGCUAACAACAGAUUAGCCGGCGAAAUCCCAUCUGGGUUUGAGUCACUGCCUCACGUUUUCCAUCUGAAUUUCAGCAGGAACUUACUGAUCGGCGUCGUACCGUUUGAUUCGAGUUUCUUAAGACGGUUGGGUAAAAACUUGGAUUUGAGCGGGAACAGAGGAUUGUGUUUGAACCCGGAGGAUGAGUUCAGUGUCGUUAAGACCGGAGUUGAUGUCUGCGGGAAGAAUGUUACUGGUGGUGGAGUUUUACCGGUGCAUUCACCGAAGAAGAAAUCUCAAGCUGCUCCUUCUCGGUAUUACAGAUCUUGCUUCUUCUCCAAUGCUCUGUUUCAAUUUGCUCUGUUUCAAUUUGCUCUGUUUCUUAGUUUACAUCAACGAUUGGUUCUCUAAGAGGGAGGAUAAAGACAAAAAAAACAGACAAUUAAAUAUUUGAUUAAAUCCCUAAAAAAGAGGGAAGAUUUGUGUUUGUUCCCAAAGUAGACCGAUGAUUUCAAGGGAAAUAAAUUAAUAGUCGAUUUUGAUGUGUAUUAGCUUCCUAUUAAAGCAAUGUACGUUAAUGUUGUUUUUUAUAUAGUUUAAUAUUAAUCCUAGUAGUAUUUUUCAGAUU
Molecule: messenger RNA, 2241 nt
Organism: Arabidopsis lyrata subsp. lyrata
Lineage: Eukaryota; Viridiplantae; Streptophyta; Magnoliopsida; Brassicales; Brassicaceae
Product: protein TOO MANY MOUTHS
Exons: 1
Coding region: 618-2024 (468 amino acids)
Cellular component (GO): plasma membrane
Molecular function (GO): protein binding
Source: RefSeq, a predicted model, not a curated record